Erinaceus europaeus (western European hedgehog) is the source of this 2461-nucleotide messenger RNA. RefSeq names its product sorting nexin 24 (gene SNX24). The transcript is spliced from 7 exons. Gene Ontology annotation, molecular function: phosphatidylinositol phosphate binding. The record is from RefSeq and is a predicted model, not a curated record. Bases 248 to 757 code for a protein of 169 amino acids. NCBI's taxonomy places the organism in Eukaryota, Metazoa, Chordata, Mammalia, Eulipotyphla, Erinaceidae.
UGCAGACUCACAGGUUUCCAGGCCCCGCCCCGCGUGCUGGAGGCCCGGAACCCGGGCGCCCUGAGCUCGGUGCCCACCGCCCCCGGGCCACCGCGCCCCCGCCCCGGUCGGGCCCAGAGCACGGAGGGCGGCGAGCAGCGGCGGGGCCCAGUGGGGCCUGGGAGGCGGGGCGGCCGGCGGGGGCGGAGCGGCGCCGGGGCCCGUGCGCCCGCCCCACCUCGCUCGCGGCCGGCCGGCUGGCGCGGCCAUGGAGGUCUACAUCCCGUCCUUUCGCUACGAGGAGAGCGACCUGGAGCGGGGAUACACGGUGUUUAAGAUAGAAGUGUUCAUGAAUGGAAGAAAACAUUUUGUGGAGAAAAGGUACAGCGAAUUUCAUGCCCUGCACAAAAAGCUUAAGAAAUGUAUAAAAACUCCAGAAAUGCCUUCUAAACACGUCAGGAACUGGGUCCCAAAAGUCUUGGAACAACGGCGACAAGGUUUGGAAACAUAUUUACAGGCUGUCAUUUUGGAAAAUGAAGAACUGCCCAAGCUCUUUCUUGAUUUCCUCAACGUGCGACACUUGCCCUCUCUACCGAAGGCAGAGAGUUGUGGGUCUUUUGAUGAGACUGAAUCUGAAGAGUCCAGCAAACUGUCCCACCAGCCCGUGCUGCUGUUCCUCAGGGAUCCAUACGUCUUGCCUGCAGCCAGCGAUUGUCCAAAUGUGGUUAUUGAAGGUGUUCUCCACGGGAUAUUUUAUCCUCAUCUGCAGCCCAGGUAGAAAUCCUGCAUGACUGGAAGCAGCAAGUUUCGAAGUCGAGGAAAUCGAUAUCUACCGAAUUAACCUAAACUUGAUGACAUAACAGAUCCAGCUCCUGGUAAAAACUCACAGUCCCAGCUUAAUUCAGGGCAGGGACAUUUCUAUUGGAAACGGUGCCUUUAAAAAUAGAAAUGGAACCUGGGCUGCCCAGGUGAAGGCCAAGUGUUUAGGAAGUAGGAUGUAGCUGCCAAUUUAGAAGCCCAGGGAAAGGUGAGAAAAGAUUCCAGGGAGCAGCAAGUGGGGUAAUAAGCUCGCUCUCUGCUUCUCUCAUGCCACUUGCUAAUUUAAAGAAAGAAAAAAAGAAAGAAAGAAGAUCAACAACCUUGCUCCAAAUAGCACUGAAACUGAUCAACUUUGGUAGGGUUUCUUUGGUUUGGAAUUUUGGACACAUUCAUUGUCUCAUCAGGAGAUUUUUCUCAACCAGUGAUGGACGUGUUCUGAAAUGCUGGCACUGGGUGAACGUCAGAGAAACACACUGUACUCAAUGUGAGAGAGGAAGUAAACUGGAAAUUGAACUGAGCUGACAAUACCAGGGCUUUAAUCAUGGCGCUUGUAUACCUUAUUGUGGCGUCAUACCAACUUCCAGAGCUUGCUUUUCCUGUAUAAAUGAUAAAAUGUGCUAUUAAGAUCUUUCUUAGGGGCCAGAGAAGUGGCUAGGGUGAAAGCAUGCCUUACAUGCCUGAAGCCCUGGAUUCAAUCCCCAGUGACACAGAAAGUGGCAGAGUGAUGCUCUGGCCUCUUCCUCAUUGAAAUGCAGCAUACGCAUUACCGUGCACAAGUCCUCGGGUUCAUAUCCUUGGUCCCUACCUGCAGGGAGAAAGUUUCACAGGCGGUGAAGCAGUGCUGCAGGUCUCCCGUCUCUAUCUCCAUCUCCAUCUCUGUCUAUCUCCUACUUCCUCUCAAUCUCUCUGUUUCUGUCCAAUUUAAAAAAUAAUAAUUAAAAAAAACACACUAGGGGAUGGAUGGUGGCACAUUUAGUAGAGCAUACACAUUACAGUGUAUAAGGCCCCAGAUUGAAGCUCCUGAUGGAGGGAAGACUUCACAAUCGGUGAUGUAGUGCUGCAGGGUCUCUCUCUUCCUUCUUCCUUCUCUGUUGCCUCCUUCUCAGUUUCUCUCUGUCUCUAUAAGAUAGGAAGGGAGAAAGAAAUGAGAGAAAGAAAGAAAUAAAGAGAAAGAAAGAAAGAAGGAAAGAAAGAAAGAAAGAAAGAAAGGGAAGGAAAGAAAGAAAGAAAUACUUUAAAAAAUGUAAAUGAUUGUCCUUGAAAGCCAUUGGAAAGACACCACAUUGGAAAUGUCUACCUAUGACUGGCUUUUCUUCCAGUGGUGAAAGACUGUGUCUGUAAAGUUGUCGGUGUUUGUCCAGACCCCAUUCUGUAUGGAAAAACACAUACUUUUAAACACUACUAUCACCGUGAGCUCUGCAAGGUGUGUGCCCUUGAAGAGGCAGAUGUGAACUGACAGCGAUGGAGCCAAAGCCAGAUGACAGCACUACCUGUCUGGACUGACUCAAGGGUGUCCACUCACUUGAGCAUGUGUUGUUGCAGUGGGAGUGUCCAUCCAUGACCUCCCUCACCGUUUUGCUGACCUCAUAUAUGGAAUGAAUUAGAUUCAAUGAAUUUGUGAUAGAACUCCCCUGAAUAAUAAAGAUCAAGAGCAUAUCUGCAA